AUGCGUAUAGAAGAUUUAACAACACAAAUGCAAAGAUUGGAAGCUAAAAAUCAACAAAAUUCUCUUGAACAAAAAUUACAAUUAGAAAAAGAAUAUAUUAAUCAAAUAAAUGAAUUAAAAAGUCGACAUAUGGAAGAUAUACGUGGUCAACAACUUGCUUAUAAUACUCAUUUAGAAACAAUUCGUGCUGAUCACGAACGAGCAUUAUCAUUAGAAAUUGAAAAACAAAAUGUUCAACAGCAAUCCAAUCUUGAACAAUUACGAAAAGAUUUAGCUCGAACACAUUCAAAUGAAAUAGAAGAAAAAGAGCGAGCUCAUGCAAAAGAAGUAACUGCUAUUCGUCUUCAAUUAGAUCGUGCUCUUGAAAUAACUAAAAUCAAAGAACGUGAAGCUGAUUUACGUAUUGAAGAUCUUACUAGUGAUCUUAAUACAAAACAAGCACGUGUUGAUAAUUGUCUUCGUGAUUUACAUGAACUUGAAAAUCAAGUUCAAGAAUUACAAAAUGAUCUUAGUAUACGUAGUAAAGAAAUGAAUCGUAUUCGAAAUGAAACACAGAAAGAAAUGAAACAACGUGAAGAAAAAUUACGUAGCCAAAAUGAUGAAAAAAUUCGUGAUCUUAUUAAAACACAUGAAAAUGAACAAAAACAAUUAUUAGAAGAAUUUUCUAAAGCACAUGAUCUACUUAAAACACGUGUAUCUGAACUUCAAAUGAAUUGUAAUGAAGCUGAAGAACGAUAUCGUAAACGUGAAUCACGAACAGAAGAUCUUGAUUUAAUAUCAACACUUCAACAUACAAUUUCUGCUUAUCAAGAACAAAUGAAAAAAAUUCAUGAUGAAAAGAAAUUUCUUCAAAUGGAAUUAGUUAAUAGAGAAACAAAUUUUAAUAAAGUUUUUACUAAUGCACCGUCUUCCACAGUUGGUGUUAUGAAUCCUUUAUCAUUUAAUACAAAAUUUGUGCCUCGUAGUUCCGAUGGUUCUGGUGUCUCUCGUCUCAAAUCUCAAUCACCACGUCCAUCUAGACUUGAGCCAUUAGCGAAUGUUGAAAGUCCACAUGAAUUACCAAUAAAAUCAAGCAAACCAUUAUUACCCAAACGUUUUAUUAAGUAA
Messenger RNA from Adineta steineri, 1107 nucleotides. NCBI's taxonomy places the organism in Eukaryota, Metazoa, Rotifera, Eurotatoria, Adinetida, Adinetidae. The record is from the annotation of a GenBank genome assembly.